AUGAUUCAAGUCAACUCCGUCAGUCCCACACUACUUUUGUUAAUGGCUUCAACAAUCUCCAGUGGGCAGAUGGGGUUUAAUGGUUCCCUCCUUGGAGGAGUAGGUGUUCCGACAUCAACCUCUAUUCCAUCUUUUAUCGCGCCAACCUACUUCCACGUAGGCGGAGAUAAACUACAAAAAGCACAGCAUAGCGAUGUUAUAGAGGAGAUAGAUGAUGGACAACAGACGGCAACGGCGCCAAGACUGGCAAAAGUCGGCGGCAUCUUCACAAGUGCCGGGUAUCAAAGACCGUUUCAAAGCCAAGUUGAUGCAAUCAACUCUUUGACCAAUAGGACGGUGACUAUACAACCGGAGUCAGUCGUUCUACAGAAACACACGCCUUUAGAGAUAGUAGACGCUGUCUGUGGGAGGCUACAUGACGUAGACGCUCUGCUCUUGUCCGGUGGGAGCACUGACAAGUGGGCGUGGCAGUUCGUUGCCAUGGUAGCGGGGUAUCUGCACUUGCCCGUGAUUGGACUGCACAUCGCCUUCCCAACUUUCAAUGCCAAUCAGGCGCAGGACACAACCCUGUUGCAGAUCAGCGCUUCACUAAAAGAUCAAACUCGAGCGCUCUUCGACGUCCUCGACUCUCAAGGGUGGCACGAAUUCGCCAUUUUGAAAACUGAGCUUCCGGGUCAUACAGAGUUCAUUUCCUACGUGCAGACGUACUUGGACCAAUCAGAUAAAUGGAAACUAGAUUCAGUUAUAAAAUUUGAUGUCAACGCCAACCAUUACUCCACAAGGAAGGUGCGGCAGUUGUUACGUGCUAUCAAAGCAAAGGCUGUCAUUCUCUUCUGCUCCACUACUGAUGCAUCAUGGGUAUUCAACAUGGCGGAGUCCAUUGGAAUCCUGGAGGACAACCACGUGUGGAUCGGUUUCCAGUCCAUCUCGUCUAGGGUCGUCAAUUUUCCCCAGGCGCCGGAGGAGUAUCCAUUGGGGCUGAUCCUGCUACACUUUCGCGAGGCUCAGUACACGAUAGAACUCGCCCUGCAGGACGCUUUGUCCGUUCUUCACGAGGGAUUGUCGGUGUACUUACAACAAAACAACCAGGUUGCUUCGCCCGACCUUAAUAAUGCAACCAACGGAUGUAAGGACCUGGCCUCUUUGAGACGUUUGCGCGCGGAUAACGCGUUUGACAGGUUUAUGAAGGGUUUCAGUAAGAAGAAUUCGAUGAUGAAGUUCGGAGAGGACGGGUUUGUUGAAAACCCAUUAUUUGCCAUAGUUGGUCUUGACAAGCGAGGAGUAUUUGAUAGGGUUGGAAGCUGGUACAAUGGCACCGUCACCUUGGAGCGGUCUCUGAAAGAGCUUACCCAGUCUUUAGGCAACCUGCUCACCCCCCUCCCCACGUCUAGACAUUUCAACAUCGUGACCAUCAAAGAGGAUCCCUUCGUCUUCGUCUCAGAAAAGGAUGACACGAUAUGCAUGGGGAAGGCUGUAGAAUGCAAGCAACUUACAGACGGACCGCCGGGACACAUCAUCAAAUGCUGCUCAGGAUUCUGUAUGGAACUAUUGCUUCAGCUGGCCAAGGAUCUGCACUUUACAUACGAGGUGUACCUUGUGAAUGACGGAAAGUUCGGCAAGCUGAGUCUGACUGGCAAGUGGAACGGGGUCGUGGGAGACAUCGUGGCGGAGAAGGCCGACAUGGCGGUGGCGCCGCUCACUAUCAACGAGGAAAGAUAUGAGUAUAUGGACUUCUCGGCGCCGUUCGUCGAGACGGGGAUCAGUGUGCUUGUCAACCGGCGGAAGGGCAGCGUCUCCCCGUCCGCGUUUCUCGCUCCCUUGGAUGUGUGGUCGUGGCUGAUGAUAUUCCUGGUCUGUGUGCACGGCAUGGCCUUCGCCAUCUUCGUCUUCGAGUUCCUGCGUCCCCGAGUCGGCAGGGCCAGGCGGCUGUUUGCCGGAGAGGAGGAGCACAAGUUCACGGUGUUCAGCGCCAUCUGGCUGAUGUGGGGGAUGUUGUUCGGCGGCGCCGUACCCGCAGACAACCCCAAAGGCACCACCAGUAAGAUGACGGCCUCGGUCUGGGCGUUCUUCGGCCUCAUCUUCAUCGCGUCUUACACGGCGAAGCUGACAGCUUUCAUGAUCCUCGAGGAGAAGAGGGAAAGUAUCACGGGCAUUAAUGAUCCCAAGUUUCAGAACCCGACGGGCAGCUCCCCAGCCUUCAGAUUCGGAACAGUCCCGGACGGGAGCACAGAGAAGAACAUCAAGCGGAACUACGGCAGCCACAUGCUGGACUACAUGAACCAGUUCAACAACGACUCACCCAAGGCAGCAGCAGAAGCUCUCAAACAGCAGGAGCUGGAUGCCUUCAUCUACGACGCAGCAGUGCUUGACUGGGUAGCGGGGAAAGACCCCGACUGUUCUCUCGUCACCAUCGGGGAAGGGAAGAUCUUCGCCGCCACGGGGUACGGCAUUGGCUUCCCCAAAGGGUCCCCUCUGAAGAAAGAGUUCGACUUGGAGAUCCUGCGAUAUAGAGCGAACGGCUUCCUUGAUGAACUAAAAGCGGAAUGGCUGCGAGGCAUUUGUCAUCAAAACAGCCAGAUGCCAGACGCCAGGAGCUACCCGCUGGACAUAGAGAACUUGGCGGGCGCGUUCUACCUGCUGGCCACGGCCAUCGGGCUGAGUCUGAUCGUCCUAGCGGCCGAGCACGUGUACUACAGGUCCGUCCGUCCCGCCCUGCUCAGCAGGCGUAUAGACUGUAACGGUGCCUGCUCGCUCAUCAGUACGGGAAUCCACAAAAGCCUUGACGUGGGUAUGGGUGAAGGGAACGGUCUGGACUCACACGAGUCUCUGUGUGAAGACUGUAACGACACAAGUCCAGCCGACAGGAACCAAGUCGCCAUGUCUGAAACCGUCACAUCAGACAUAGCGCUCACACUGUCCAGGUCACCCACACAAGAGGCCCUGCCGAUGGGAGACUAUCUUCAAGGCGGAGGGGUCGUGAAGGACGACGAUGACGGGGAGGGGUUUGUGAGCCCUAGCGGCCGCGUGACAACUGCAUGAUAUGUACAUAGAACGAUAGAAGAUCAGUAUAAGAGGGCGUAGUCGUGCAGCAAAUGUUUGUACAGGUAAAUUGCUACAUUUUAAAAUGACUAGUCGACUUAUCACUACUAGGUCAGUUUACUGUCGUCAAAAAUUCUGUAUCAUAGACUGGAAACUUGUGAUCAAGUAGAAAAUAAUGCCAGGUUCUUCUUAUAUAGUAUAUUUAUACUUGCUUGUAUUGAUAACGCAUAACGCAUACAGACUGUCACCGUGAUCAGUACGUGAAAAGGGUCAACGAAAACGCAGUUACAUUAUGUAACCUCAACAGUACAUGACAUAGCUACGAUACAGGAAAUACAGAUGUGCUAAGCAAUGCUUGAUGUCACCAGAGAUUUCGACACAAUGUCUCUUAUAGCAUACAGAUGAUGUCAGAAUGACAGAAGGUAUAGCUCACGCCAGACAAGAAAAGAACGAGACAACUAGAAGUUUCCAUGUUAUCAACAUUAAUUUAAUUAGGUAUUAAAAAGUGUUCUACCCAAGAUCUAUCCUAGAUAGUCAAUAUCAAGAUAGAAUUCUUUAUCCCUGUACACUGAGUAGGUGUAAGGUAGUUCGAUACUCCUAGUACCUACGAAGCUGCGUUCCUAAUGUAAAAUCGCUAACAAUGAUACAGAUGUAGAUGAUACUGUAAAAUACUAUUUUUCAUUCGUAGUAUGUAAAAUUCUUUGAUUGAUACUAAGUAAUAGGCAGAGUAACACUUUGUAAAAAGCGCGUGGUGGCUUCUGAACACUCUUUGGUUAUACAAGGAAUAGAAAAAUAUAUGAUAUAGGAGAAAUUACCAGUAAUCGUGUUGAAUAGCAAUAGAGAUACGUGUAUAUUAUGUGGUGAUUUACCACUGCACGGCU
Branchiostoma belcheri (Belcher's lancelet) is the source of this 3920-nucleotide messenger RNA. Its product is annotated as glutamate receptor ionotropic, NMDA 2A-like. Gene Ontology annotation, molecular function: NMDA glutamate receptor activity; transmitter-gated monoatomic ion channel activity involved in regulation of postsynaptic membrane potential. Gene Ontology annotation, cellular component: postsynaptic membrane; plasma membrane. The record is from RefSeq and is a predicted model, not a curated record. Bases 1 to 3039 code for a protein of 1012 amino acids. NCBI's taxonomy places the organism in Eukaryota, Metazoa, Chordata, Leptocardii, Amphioxiformes, Branchiostomatidae. Gene Ontology annotation, biological process: modulation of chemical synaptic transmission; synaptic transmission, glutamatergic; monoatomic ion transport. The transcript is spliced from 13 exons.